Messenger RNA from Asterias rubens (European starfish), 4547 nucleotides. RefSeq names its product MPN domain-containing protein-like. The record is from RefSeq and is a predicted model, not a curated record. Gene Ontology annotation, cellular component: BRISC complex; BRCA1-A complex. Bases 142 to 1629 code for a protein of 495 amino acids. Lineage: Eukaryota; Metazoa; Echinodermata; Asteroidea; Forcipulatida; Asteriidae. Gene Ontology annotation, molecular function: metallopeptidase activity; polyubiquitin modification-dependent protein binding. The transcript has 15 exons. Gene Ontology annotation, biological process: double-strand break repair.
UACACGUUCGUAGACGUAGACGAAGGAACUUCUGCGCGAUUUCUUACCACUGACAAAAGUUAUCCAAGCUGUUCGGUAUGGAACCCCGAGACAUCACAGUUUCCUUAUGAUAUUUGUCGGCAAACUAAACGAAAAGUAAAAAUGAUGAUGAUGAAUCCACCAAUAGAGUGUGACGACACCAACUCAGUAGACACUUUCCAGUCCUUCACUUCCAUUGAAGAUGACAGGGACAGCAUCAAUUCGUCCAGUCCCAGUCCGGCUAAGAAUCGAUCCGGGGUGGUGACUGGUCGGGGAAUCACCCUUGGGAUGCUGAUGGCAGAUGGUAUCGUGGAGUCGGGGGAUGGACUCUUGACCAUUGAUUACUUGGGGAAGAAAUUCACAGCCGAUCUGAUGGAGAAUGGUAAAAUCCGAUGGUCAGAUCAAGAAUUCAACUCACCGAGUGCAUGGGCAAUCCAUAUCAAGAAACUUGUCAACCCUGCCAAGAAAUCAGGGUGCGGUUGGGCUUCUGUAAAAUACAAGGGGAAAAAGUUGGAUCUCCUGAAGUCAACUUGGUUCAGCCAGAUGAAAAUCAGCAUGCCUGGUUUUGAGUCAGUGCCUGAUUUUAAAGAGGAAGAGAACGGUUACACCAAUGGGCACACUGAUGAGCAACAUCAGAAUGAACAAGAAGGUAACACAGGGGUGCCUGAAAGCCCAACAGAAAGACCUAACCCUCCUUCAUCGGAAGCCACCAAGAGCCAGAAAAGAAAAUUCAGUGAAAGUGACGGAAGCAUACAUAAGGAGGGUUUUGCGCAUUCAUUCAAGAAACACGAUUUAAAAGAAAGAAGAAUUGUCAAGUUUGCUGAUGUGACAAAAGAGGACUCAGAUAGGAGUCCCAAUACUUUAGUUGAGUGUCUUCCUUUUAGUUCAGUCGGUAGAAUGCAACCAUUUACAGUUUCAGCAACAACAAACUGUCUCCUUGUUAUGGAUUUCCAUUGUCAUCUAACAACCAGUGAAGUUGUUGGAUACCUCGCAGGAAAGUGGGAUCCAAAUACUCAACAUAUGUCAGUGCUUCAAGCUUUUCCAUGUAGAUGUCGGUUAGGAGAUAAGAGGAAAGCAUUUACAGUGGAAGAAGAGAUUCGAAAGGCAAUAGCAUUGCGUGGUCUUCAACUUGUUGGCUGGUACCACAGUCACCCAUGCUACCCUGCACAACCAUCAUUGAAAGAUAUUCAAACACAGAUGGAUUACCAACUCCAGAUGAAGGGAGAGGGAACCGUCUACCAGCCAUGUUUAGCUUUUGUAUGUUCACCUUUCAACCUCCACAAACCAAAUAAAGAAUCCAGUCUGAAAGCGUUCUGGGUGAUGCCACAAAUAGAGGAUCGUGGCCGUAGUUGCCGUGGCAUGCCAAUGACGAUGAACUUCAACUGGCAGUCCGACAUCUUCCUGACUCAGGAAACAUUGUUAGAAAUGAAAUACCUAGUGGACUUUUACAAGGAUGGUCCUGACAUGGUGCAAUUCUCAGAUACAUGGUUUAAAUCUGAUACAUUCCUAGACAAAUUGAAGGGCUCUCUGGCGAAGAAGUUUCCCAAAGACCAGACUGAUGGACGGUUGCUAGACUACAUCCACAAUCUUCUGGUCUCACCAAAGACAUAACACUAGAGUAUCCAAAGAUAGCAUGGACUGUUAAUUCCACCCGCCCUCUUGGUCAUGCUUUAAUAACGGACCGAGUCGUUCGUGCAGGGUCGUGGGGGAGGGAGCUUCGCUGGCCCCCACGAGCACUUCCCUACUACGAAGGCCUCCGACUCAGUACUUUGACGUGCUCCAGGGGAAGACUGCCCUUGCACCAAGUCCAGGCCGUGUCCUGGGCCCUCAACCCAGAUGGGCAAGGGCCUGCCUUCCCUCUCGGUCAUGCUUUAAUAACGGACCGCGUCUAAACAAGUGAUGAUGUCCUUAGGAGAGAGAGGCCAACCAAAGAUUUCCGUUUUGGCCUCAUAGAGCCUCGAGCUGCUUCCAGUUCCACAGAAGUAUCAUGAUGAUGUUCCUUUGAGCGAGUUUCCUGACCUUCAAAUACAGGACUCUUUUAAGAGACCAGUAAAAUGGUUUUGUGUCAGGAAAGUUGUGCAUGUUUUGUGUUGACAUAACACAGGGGGUUCUGGUCUUUUAACAUGGAACUAUUUCACAUGUUAUGAUUUCCAAAGAUGAAGCGAGGAUCAGGAGCUACUUACAGCAUACUAUGUCAAGAUGAUUAGUGUCUAUGCUGGUAACAUGUCCAUCAGUAACAUAGCAAUAAAGCAAAAAUAUAGCCUACAAAGUAUAAGUAAACAAAACAUGAAUUUCCCGAUUGCAUAGGAAACCCGUGUAUACUUCAUGCAACUUUUCCUCAGAUCAGCUGAUUUCCUUUUUUUUUCAUUCUCAGUUUUGCCAUUCCAAAUUGAAAACUACAGUACAAAAUCAUUGAAAUUUUGUAUCUUCCUCUUUUUUUUGUGCAGUUACAGUUUCAUGCCUGAUACUUACAUGUAUAGAAGCUGGGGAUCACGCAUUAGACUAGUAAGGAGAAAACUGCUUAUACAUGUACAGCUAGCUAUGUACAUGUAUGUUUUCAUCGCAGACUAUGUGAAUGGUAUACAGAUAGGUCAGAUAUUGUUAACAAAGAGCCGUGUGAACUUGGCCUCUAUCGUAGAAGACAAAUACACAUAAUAGUAAGAAGUACUGCAACUUAUCAAUACGCGAUUGUCACAAUGAUAAACAGUGCAGCUUAUCAACAGCAAGUUCCCUCAACAAUAAGCAGUGCAUCAUCCAUACAGUGGGAUUCUGCCAUGGGAAGACCUUUUGCAGAUAUAGUUACGACCUAGCUGGGAACUGUGGUUUGGAUCUCUGUAUAGGUAUGCAGUGACAGCCAGCAUUUGUGACUUGUGCAGAUAACAUUGCAACUUACUCGGAAUUUCAUUUAGAAAAUGUGCAUAGCCGUGCUUUGACGAAGAAGUGAAUGUUAAUAUGCAAAUUUGUCAGUGUAAGGAUAAUCUAAUGCUCCUUUUCACAUGGUAUUUCAAAGAAGAGUUUUGAAAUGUAAUAUUUUUAAAAGGUACUACAUUCCGUCAGUCUUGUUGCAUGUGUUUCAGUAUCAUUCUUUUCACGAGGGUUUUGUCAAGUUUUCUGUCAUUCAAAUUUAACAAAAAAUAAUUUUCUUCUUUGCUUCUUAGAAAGGAUACCCAAGUCCUAAUCUGUCACCGAACUCUGCACGUUCAAUUUAAACAUAUCUCGGCGUAGAAUUUUUUAGACAUGUUUAAAUAAUUUAAGUUACACUAUCUGAAUGUGGAAAUGGAAUCAAACUGGGCUCGAUUUCACAAAACAUUAAGAUUCAUCUCAAAAUGGAUUUGUCAAUAUUUUCAUAAUGAUUUUGUUGUUGUGGCAACACACUUUGCUGAGCAAUUAAGAUUGCAAUUGAGUCGGCUGUACUAGUAAAAAGGACUAAUUACUCGGCAUCCUAUCAAAUAGCAUAGCAACUUAAAGACACAAGCUUGAAGACUGGGCAAACAGGGAUUUCAACCCCAAAGUUAUCAACUCUAGAAGCUGUACAAUGCACUAGGCACGCUGGAAUAGAAGCCCAGGGGUGGAUUUCACAAAGAGUUAACAGGCAUGUGAGACUUCCUCGUUUCAGCUGACUUCCUCUUUUUUGGUUUUGAUUUUCCUCUUUUUUUCUUCAUCUUCCGUGUACAAAAGUAUAGGAAUAUUAUCUUUUCCUCUUUUUUUCUUGCCUGGUAUUAUCUCUUCCUCUUUUUUUCAUGGGAAGUAACUCACAUAUCUGAGUUAAGACUAGUCUUCCAUAAGUUUGUAAUAGGACUGGUCUUAAGUUAGGACUAGUCUUAUCUCUUUGUGAAAUCAACCCCAUGAAGCAUUUACACAUUUUGUUUUAUGUUGCUGUGCGCAUCCUGAAGUUAGGAAACUGAUCAUACUGAAUCGUCUUAAAGGAAUUGUUAAUAGUUCCCUUCUACAGGGCAACACACCAAGUAUGAAUCCAAGGUAUUUCCAUGUAAAGUAGCUUCACAUGUUUUUCAGGCUUUUAAUUUUGAAUUGCAUUGCACUUGGAGAAACUUUUUAGAUCACAAGUUUAUAAAAAGUUUAACAGCCUAAGUUACUGAUCAGCACUUACAUGUAAAGUAACAUUUAUGACAGCAUGUCUCCAAUUAAUGUGUUAACUUGGAUUUCCAAAAUAAUCUACCUCUAAAUUUUGGGAUUGUUAAAUCAAAGUUCAUUCUCUUUGUCCAUGUGUGGAACUCAAGUCGACGAUAACUAGAGCAGGCUAGUCAAAGUGUUGGGACCAAUUAAGAACUCACUCUGUGGUAGUUAAGUUAGAUCGAGAAGUCCUGGCCGAAUUUCUACCUCUCCAGGUAGUUCUUUUCCAGAACUAAGUAGUCCUCGAAAUCUACUCUGCGGCAGUAGAGUUAAUAGCAAAACAAGUUCUCAAGAAGAAAUCUACACAGUAAGGUACAUGAAGUACACAUGAUGUUACCGCAAACUGCAUACAUAUAAUGGGAGACUUUCUGGGACGAUAGAGGGCAGCAGACUUACCG